This is a messenger RNA of Pistacia vera, 1573 nucleotides long. RefSeq lists its product as uncharacterized. Gene Ontology annotation, molecular function: catalytic activity. The coding region runs from base 310 to 1389 and encodes 359 amino acids. The transcript is spliced from 9 exons. The record is from RefSeq and is a predicted model, not a curated record. Lineage: Eukaryota; Viridiplantae; Streptophyta; Magnoliopsida; Sapindales; Anacardiaceae.
AUUUCUCAAUAAGUUUGUGAAUUACUGAAUUGUUUUGGUCAAGAGAUUAAAGUGUUAAUGACAAUAUUUAAGCUCUAACUUUACUAAUAGGAGUUAUUGUAUUCAUGGUUUAAUGAAAGAAGUUUGGUGUUGUAUAAAAUGUUAAUGUUUUCAUUUGAAGUGGGUGUUAUUAUGUGAUGGUCAUUUUGUCACCAAUUAAACUGAUAAAUUAUUGCGUUAUGUCUAUUUUUGAAUACAUCGAGAAAGGGAGAAGGGAUCAAAUCUAGAUUUUGAGUUUAUGAAGGCGAAACUUAUGCAGUACAAAGCAAAAUGACGAGUACCAAAAUCCUGUUCAGCAAUGGCGUUGUAUCGAACUCCUCCGGCACUCCUCCUGUCUCGACCUUCCUCCAAACCCAUCCAGGUGCAUACACGACAACUCGCACUUACAACAAUGGUUCAUGUCUCAUGUUCUGGGAUAGACAUUUACAGAGGCUAGCAAAUUCUGCAAGAAUUCUGUUCGAUUCACACCCACAAUUAUUGUUUAAAUCAAGUCAUAAUACCAUGCCAUCAUUGUCAAAAUCAAAACCAUCAUCAUCAUCAUCAUCAAUGUGGGAAUCAAUGGUUAAGUCUUUAGUAAAUGAUUCAAUGAAUAAAGUAAUGCCCAUUGCUUUGAAAGAGAGGAGAGACGAGGAAGAGUUGGCAGUUACUGUUCUUUUUAGUGGGGAUUUUGAUAAAUUGAGUGGAAUGGAGAAUGUGGGUAUUGAAAAUAUGUGUAAGAUUUUUGAUGUGCAUGUGCAUUUGAGUGGAUAUGUACCUCCUGUGUUUGGUUUUCAUGGAAAUGGGGUGAGUUUGGCUGUGGUGGGUCGUGGAAGGGAUGUUGCGGAGGCAAAGUACUCAGAUUGGGUGAGGCUUAGGAAGUCUUUGGAGAAGCUGAGGCCACCAACAGUCACUGAGCUUUUGUUGUCAAAUAAUGGUGAUCAAAUUCUUGAAGGCUCAGUAACAAACUUUUUUGUUGUUUGUCGCAAGGAUAACAAUGAAACUGAGGACAAAUGCUUGCAAAGUAACUAUGCUUUUGAAGUGCAAACAGCUCCUAUAAGUGAUGGUGCCCUUCCAGGAGUUAUACGCCAACUUGUUAUUGAAGUAUGCUUAAACAAGGGAAUCCCUGUACGUGAAGUCGCACCAUCAUGGUCAAAGCAGGAACUAUGGGAAGAAGCAUUCAUUACAAGUAGCUUGAGAAUCCUACAGCAUGUGGAGUCGAUUCAAGUUCCAAUAAUCUGGGGAUUGCAUGAAUCAAAGUGUUGGAACGAUAUUGCAUGGAAGGAGAAGCAGAUUGAGGAGAGUCCUGGGAUGAUUACGCAAUUAAUUCAGAAAGAAAUCAUGGCAAGAGCAGGUCUGGAAAGGAACAUAUAAAACAGGUGACAGAAGCAUUUUAGUUUUGAUCUGCAUGGAAAGGCUGGAAGAAAAUAGCAUACCACCCCAUCGAUAUCAAGAUGGGCAUGCGACUUGUCUUGCCUGUUCUUGUGAAAUGUGUGAUUCACCCAAAGCUUACGCAGUAUGAAAUACCCAAAGUAUAUCUGCAAACAGUUAACUGUUG